UUUGUGGCUGUAUUAUUGGCAGCACAGAGUAAAAGUUUAACACAGUGAUUAUAACAGAUGUGUGAGGAACCACAUGGACAGGUGAGGAACAUCCUGUUCACAUAACCUUGUAGAGCAGGUCAAAGUUCAUCAGCAAAUCAGCAGUGAAACAGCAAAUACACGGAGGGUGUUAAAAAUAAAAAAGCAGAGAUACGAAUAAAUUAAAGACUUUAGCAGAAAAAGAGGCAGCAAGUGAGCUGCUAGCCUGUAGCUCUGUAAAAAUAGAGGUUUCAAACAGUUUGAGUUGCUUUACCUUCUAAUCGAAUCUGCUAUGAACAGCAAAUCUAAAGCUAAACCACCAGAGGCUGAACUGAUAGCUAUCAGGACCACAGAGGAAAUGUGAGUUUGUAUGUCUCUAAAUAUGCAGACUUUGAGCCUUGAUAAAAAUUUAACCAGGUGAGCAAUAAACCUCCCAGAGAAACAAGAACUGAAUUUAAACAUGAAUAAAAAGUAGAGAAUCGAUAACAGAGCCCUGUGGAACACCAUCACCUUUAACAAGACAGUCUGUGAUGCAACGUUCCAGUUUUAGUUACUCACAGUGAUCUCUGAUGGGUCUAAAAUGUGUUAGAGCCUUAUUAUUAAUGUGGACUAAUGUUUUUGGCAUAAAUCCCCAGUAUUGUCAGCACUCUGCCUAAAAUUAAUAUACACACAGUAGGUUUAGUGCCCAUUAAACUAUGAUAAUGCUGGAGCCUCUGUUGGAUAUUAGAGGAACUGCAGUCUUUCUGCACAUUUCUGAAUAAUUACCGAUUUUUGUUAGCAUUAAUAAUCACACAUUUUUAGCUUUAAGCAAAGACUGCAACAUUUUGAAUAUGUGCACUUGCAGUCUUUGUGCUUAGCUAAGCUAAGCAGGUCUCAGUUCCUGUGGGGGAAUCUGGAGCCCUGUGCAGUGUUUGUGCAGUGUGUCUUUAAGCAGCUCUCACAGCAGAGGAGCUCAGUGUUUGUUCAGUCUGUCAAUGAGUAAACGUGCAGCAGGAACAAACCCUCAUAGCACCACUGAACCUGAACACACAGCUGUCUGUGCACAGGGAUCAUGGCAACCGGACCAGACGUCAUCGAGCUGUGGCUCCUGUCAUCAGGAGUGGUUAGCUUCUUCAUCAUCCUCCUCAUCCUCUCCAUCUUCCUCACGGGUCUCUGCAGCGACUGCGGCAGACAUUCAUUUGAGCUUCAGGAUCUGGAGGUGAACAGGACCCCGUCAACGCUCAUCAGCGUGGUGAAGCUGGAGGAAGUGAGAGAAAACCCAACGAUCAGCGAGAUCCAGAACGACGAGAAACAGUCACGUCCUGAAGAGGAAGUCUCAGUGCAGUUCACUCCCUGGAGGAGCCACCUGGGGGCGCCACAGAGCCAAGAUCAAAACGCUGACCACAUCUACCACACCGUCGGAGGACACGGCACCAACCCGGACAUAUCAUCACCACCAACGCCGGCCAAUCACAAGCCAGCCAGAGCAGAAGAUGCCGCUCUGGAGGAUUUUAGCAACUACGACAGGAAUUCAGUUUAUGCUCAAGUCAGCAAGAAGCUGAGCUCCAGUGCUUCACCUCCACCUGUCCAUACACCUGCGGAGAUACCGGUACAGGAGGAGGAGGAGGAGCCUUCACCUCCACUGCCCGAGCGGACGGCAGAGAUGGAGGGAUGAUGGAUGCAGAACGAGAGACGGUGUGAAGAGACAGAGAACGAAGGACGCCAGGUCCUCCCGCACGCGUCAUUAACACCAAAACCUGAAAACUACAUCUGCCAAUCAGAGUGCUGGAACCCUAACACUCAUGACAUCACAGCGUCAACAUCUCAGCUUCAGUGUCUUGAUGUGAGGUUGAAUUUUUAAUGCCAGUGAGGCUACAAAUGAAAAAGAGACACGUGUCACACGUGGAGAGACAUCAGCAACUCGCUGAAUCUGAACACAAGUUCAGAGAAAAAAACAUGGAGGACGAUUCAGGAACAGCAAAGAUGGAGGGAAGUUUCACUUCCAAAGGGGGGAAAAUAUUUUUCAGCUUUAUUGUAGUUCAGCAGAGUUUUCAAGCAUUUUUUAAAAUCAGAUUUGAGCCGAUGCAGAUUUUUCAGAAUCAGAAAUACUUUAUUAAUCCUGAAGGAAAUGUCCUGAUUUUUAUGUCCCAAUGGGCCUUAAAAUUAAACACAAUUUAGAUAACUGGCCAAAAAAGUGCCAGAGGCUGUUUCAAAGUAGAUGCUAAGUGGCGAGAGUUGUUUCUAGAAGGACCACUACAAAUAUAUAUUUAUGUAUUUAUAAUAUACAAACAGUGUGACGGCCUGCAAGCAAACUGCAAAGAAAGCAAAAACACGUCUACAUGAAAGGAAAGAUGAUGAAGGACGGAAACCUUAAAUAAAGUUAUAGAAAACUU
Pelmatolapia mariae (spotted tilapia) is the source of this 2390-nucleotide messenger RNA. RefSeq lists its product as uncharacterized. The record is from RefSeq and is a predicted model, not a curated record. The coding region runs from base 1070 to 1672 and encodes 200 amino acids. Lineage: Eukaryota; Metazoa; Chordata; Actinopteri; Cichliformes; Cichlidae. The transcript is spliced from 6 exons.